AUGCACGACGAUGAAGUGAAGUCAAUUGCGAGUUUUAAAUCUGCUUGCCCAGUUACAGUUGUAUCGUACGCAAAGGGGAAUCCCUACGUGAGAAAAUGUUUUCUGAAGCGAAGGAUCAACUAUACUGUAAGGUCGUCGGCUACGUUCAACCCGGCAAUACUCAUGCUGACGAGAAGUGGGAUAAAUCUAGUAAACCCCGGACCAGAACGGAGAAUAAUCGAACAAGAUAACUCGAAUAUUACAACAACGCCUGGUUCCGCACAUUCAACUCAACUAAUAACCUCGGCGUCUUCUCCAAGUCUUGAGAAACCCUGGAUAACUCAUAUGAAUUGUAGAAGUGUUAUAUCUCACAUUGAUGAACUACGGGUAACUUUUAAACAUGUUUCUCCGCAGUGCAUUGCUAUUACGGAGACUUGGCUGAAUGAUUCAAUAUUUGACUUCGAAGUCGACAUUGCGGGAUAUACCGUACAUCGCCUCGACCGACAAAGUAGACGUAGGGGAGGAGGUGUUGCGUUCUACUUAUCUAAUGGUCUAAAAUGUACUCGUAGAAAAGACUUGGAGGAAAAUUUUGAAGCAAUCUGGAUAGAAACUCGAAUUCGGAAUAUUAAAUAUUUGCUCGGAUGCGUUUAUAGGGCUCCAGACGAAUCUUUAGAAAUAUUUGACUAUAUGGAUGACACACUUAGGUAUGCUACACAAAACAAUUAUGAGACCAUUAUCCUCGGGGAUUUAAAUUGUGAUUGUCUCAACGCGUCUCUUAAACAAACAGAAAGACUAUUUGAAUUCCUCAUGGUUAAUGGUUUAGAACAACUCAUUAAAAAACCAACUCGAGUAACAAACAAUAGUCAAUCAUUAAUAGACGUCUUAAUCACCUCGACGCCCUGUCUUUUUAAGGGUGUAGGAGUUCUAACUACAGCUCUUAGCGACCAUUAUCCCAUCUUUGGCAUUAUGCAUGGUAAAACGACUCGACCUAAUAAACAUAAGAUAAUAACAACUCGGUCCUGGAAUGAAACUUCCGUCAAUGACUUUGUGGUUAGCUUGCAACAAGCUCCAUGGAGUGUGACCGAGACUUUUGAUGAUGUCGACGAUAUGUCUUCUGCUUGGGACUUAUUGAUGAAAUCAUUGAUUGAACAACACUUUCCUUUAAGACGGAAACGCAUACGAAAGCAAACGCAUCCAUGGCUGAAUGGUGAAGUACUUCGAUUGAUGAGAGCUCGCGACCAAGCUCAUAAAAAAGCAGUAAAAUCAGGACUGAUUUGUGACUGGAACGAAUACAAACAUCUUAGGAACAGAGUGACGAGCGUAAAUAGGAAGGCUAGGAGGAACUAUUUCUCUAAUAAGCUUAAUGAAAAUCGUAGUAAUCCCCGUGCUUUUUGGAAUAUACUUCGUGGCGUUCUACCGUCUAAAAGUAAUCGAAGCGUAAUAAACAAGCUAGUGGUAAAUGAUAAAGAACUGACAAACAAGAAAGAUAUUGCGAAUUCAUUAAAUGAAUAUUUUACGACUAUUGCAUCAACGCUUCUGGGAAAUCGACCAUCAUUGGAUACCGAACUAUAUCCAAUUGAACAACCAAUAAACAAUCCCACAAGUACUUUUAAAUUUCAAUCCUUGUGCGAAGCAGAUGUGUCUUAUGCCCUGCAAACGAUGGAUUCAUUUAAAGCUACCGGUGCAGAUAAUAUUCCUGCCAAAGUUCUAAAGAUUGCCGCACCUUACAUUAGUAAAGUUGUGACGAACAUAUUCAACGCAUCAUAUAUGAGCGGUAAAUUUCCCUCAAUAUGGAAAGUAGCAAAGGUAACUCCAUUAUAUAAAGGAGGAUUGAAAACUGAGCGUGACAAUCAAAGACCAAUAUCAGUACUGCCAUGUAUCUCUAAAAUCCAGGAAUCUUUUGCAAAUUCAAACCUUCAAGCUUUUGCACAAAAUGUUGGCCUUAUCAGCCAGCAUCAAUAUGCUUAUGUUAAACACUCCUCUACAACAGUAGCUCUUAUUAGAGCCGUUGAUGCUUGGAAAUUAGCAAUCGACAAAGGCGAAAAAGUUGUUUGUGCUUUUCUUGAUCUUCGUAAAGCUUUUGAUGUUAUAGAUCAUGACAUCUUACUACACAAGCUCAAACAACAUGGUGUAAAGGAUAAUGAACUUGAAUGGUUCAGAAGUUACCUCUCGAGCAGACGUCAGUUCGUCGUAAGUGGAGGAGCAGAAUCAGAUCAUCGGAAUAUUACACACGGAGUUCCUCAGGGGUCUGUCCUCGGCCCAACAUUGUUUAAUAUUCAUAUUAGUGGUAUUCUCAAUGUUUGUCAAAAGAGUAAUGGUUCACUGUAUGCUGAUGACACUGAACUUUAUGCUACCUCGAAAGAUAUUAACAUAGCCGAACAAUGUGUCAAUGAAGACCUUAAACAUAUUGAUUCUUGGCUUGAUCAGUACGGUCUGAUAAGUAAUCAUAAGAAGACGGAAGUCAUGGUUAUAGGAUCCAGAUAUUCAGUGGCUAACGCGCGUGAUUUACAUGUUAAAUUAAACGGGGAAAUAUUGAAACAGUCAGAUCAUUUUAGAUACCUCGGUGUCGACAUUGAUAGCUGUUUGACAUGGAAAAAACAUGUAUCGAAUUUAUCAGCGCGAAUGUACCCUAAGCUCAAAAUACUGAACCGAAUAUCGGCAUUCCUUAGCUGUAAGACGUUAUUAAGGAUAUAUAAACAAACCAUUUUACCAGUACUAGAUUACGGCUGUAUGGUUUGGGCAGAAUGCGGAAAGGGGAAUUCGCAGCGGUUAGAGCGUCUGCAGAAUCAAGCGAUGCGUAUUAUACUAUCAGCAAAUCGCAAAACGUGCACGCAAGAAAUGCGCACUAAACUGGGCUUAUUGUCAUUAAGCAGCAGAAGGCGCUUUCUUCGUUUGCAAUUAGUAUAUAAAAUUAUAUACAACAUUGACUGUCCACAACAACUAAUUGGUUAUUUUAUUAGAAGAUCAGAAACGCACAAUAGAUCCCUGAGAGACACCACGUUGUUGUGCGUAAUUCCAACCAAAUCGAAAAUGGGCGAGUCGUCAUUUCAAUGUUCGGCCGCGAAAGAAUGGAACGCCUUGCCAAAACACUUACGAGACUUAAAGACUUUGUCCUCCUUUAAAAACAAUAUUUUAAAGUUUUUCUUAGAAACUGAUGCUCACGAACAUCGUUGUAGCAUAUAGUAACUCUUAACACUAAAUAUUUAUUUUUUUUUAAACAUUUUUUAUAUCUAUUCUAGUAUUGCAUGUGGUGUGGUUUUUUUAGAUAAUAUAUAGUAUUAUGGAUGUAAACUAUUUAUAUAUUAAUGCUGGUCAUCGGUUUAUACCAGCUGAUAUUUUGUUAGCUGAUCGGUUUUUACCAGUUUAAAUAAAGAAGUUAUUAUUACUAUUAUUAUUUCAGUAAGUUUGAGAAGUGGAAUACACUCUUCCGGAAAGUGCCAGCCUAGCUUUGUUUUCGUGAUAGAGAUACUGACUAUCUUGAAACUGGUGAUGUUAUCUUGUGAAGGCUCUUUAUUUUGUAUAUAAUUUAACAAAUAUAAAACAUUUUCCGUUAAAUUUUUACUCGUUUUAUAAUUUUUUAAUAGUAUUUUUUGGGGGGAUGGGGACGUUUUUCCACCAUAUCGGUGAUAUUUUUUGUACUGAUGUUGCGAAGGCCGCCAUUUUGCUUUAAGAACCUUGUAUACCCAAGCCUACGCGCUCCUAUCGAUCAGUAUAUAGCGCGAAGGUCUGAACAUGAGAAAAAUUUCAAAUAUUAAACUGUUUUAAGCUGUAAAACGAAGAGAUUUACAUAAAAAAAUAUAAAAAAAUUCAGAGGCGGCAGAAAAUCGAGAGGCGGGUGGUGACGCUAAGCAAGUUUUUUUUUAUUUGGCCUAAGUUCAUGUCAUUAUUUCUUACAGUGAAAAAGAAAACAGUAACGAAAUGAAGGAGAACAGUGUCGAAGAUUUUCUUUCAGUUAUUAUGGAUUUAUUAUCUUUUAAAAGGUAAAAAGAGGAUGUUAUUAAGGUUACGAGGUUUUUAUCGUUGUUAUGCCUUGGGAAAGCUGGAAAACAUUGUUUCCUGGCCAUGUAGGUCCAUGUUUUAAAAAUCAAUAACAAUGUUUCCCUUGGUGAGCAAACGGGGAAAUAAUCGAGAUAACAUUGAAAUUUUCAAGUGGUUCUGCCACUGUGUUUCCUAUUUUCCCCCGGGCUUUACAGGUUUACUUCACUAGAAAAUAUUCUUUCUUUUUCGACGCCAUGCAUACACGACGCAGAAUUUAUCAACAAUAAACAACCCUAACAAUUAACAAUCAUAAUGUCUCAUUUCAUACAUUACUUCUUAGAUUCCUCCGUGUUUACAACCUUCAAUAUAGUAUUGAGUUGGACAUAGAUAUUAUUCACUCGUCUGGGCUCCCUGUGGAUGAAACACGAUUAAAAUAUAUAAUAUCUGCCAUCAGUGAAAUGGACGACACUCAUGUUAAACCGAAUGAUUCUGGAUCGCAGCCACAAGAAUCCAGUAAUCAAUCUCAACAUUCCAGAUCAGGGGCACAAUAUUCCAAUGACAGACCACAAAAGAAGAAUAUUACAGCCCCUGGUCAAAGGGAUGGUGGCAGCUUAGAGGCGUCUUUAUCUAAGAAAGCAGUUGAAAGUUUUUAA
Molecule: messenger RNA, 4610 nt
Organism: Paramuricea clavata
Lineage: Eukaryota; Metazoa; Cnidaria; Anthozoa; Malacalcyonacea; Plexauridae
Source: the annotation of a GenBank genome assembly